This is a messenger RNA of Bombus terrestris (buff-tailed bumblebee), 1797 nucleotides long. It is a transcript of the gene por, whose product is annotated as protein-serine O-palmitoleoyltransferase porcupine. Gene Ontology annotation, cellular component: endoplasmic reticulum; membrane. NCBI's taxonomy places the organism in Eukaryota, Metazoa, Arthropoda, Insecta, Hymenoptera, Apidae. Gene Ontology annotation, biological process: protein palmitoylation; canonical Wnt signaling pathway; lipid modification. The transcript has 7 exons. The coding region runs from base 274 to 1659 and encodes 461 amino acids. Gene Ontology annotation, molecular function: palmitoleoyltransferase activity; Wnt-protein binding. The record is from RefSeq and is a predicted model, not a curated record.
GAAUAUUCAAUUAUCUUUGUAUUUAAUAAAUUGAUUUUUGUCAUAUAAAUGAAUUGAGUUUUUAUAUAAGAAUUCGUCUAAUAAUUAUUAAAUAAAAAGAAAACUAUAUCAGAGCGUAGAAAUGAUACUGAAUAGGUUAUUGUUGACAUCAGAUAUUACAAUCAUCCCCAAAAAGAUUAUAAUUAUCACUUAAUUAGAAUAAAUGAAAUGGCAUCACGAUUGACAUUCAAAUUGCUAUAAUAGUGAAACACCGGCAAUUUCAUUUCUCUUGUAAUGGACGAUGUAGAGGUUCCAAUUUUUUACGACGAUGAAGUUGAUUUUGUGGAGCAUGAAUAUUUACAAGAUGUGGAAUAUGAAUACGAAUAUGAAAAUGUGGAAAGAGAAACGUUAUUUGAAUUAUAUCAAUAUUGUCUUCGACCUACUAUUUAUGAUACAGUAUCAUAUAUAUUGCCACUAUUUAUUUCUACUAUAAUAUUUAGAUUAUGUGCAUAUUCUCGACAUGUAUCACAUAGAACUUUUCAUAUAUUAUCAAUGUUGAUUGGUAUAUGUAAUAUUUAUCAUUAUGUAGCAGAAUGUUUAUAUACAUUACUAAUACUUUGCACGAUUUCAUAUAUUACUUUACAUAUACCCAAAAAAUAUUGUAAAUACAUGGGCAUAUUUUUACCAUCACUUUUUAUUAUAACAUAUUGUGAAUUUACUAUGUCAUCUAUAGUAUGGCAUAAAAUACGGAGUGUAGUAAUGACUAUGGCAAUGAAAACGAUUAGUAUAGCGAUAGACCGAUCUGAUACAAAUGAUUUACCUAAUAUCUUUGCCUAUAUGGGAUAUAUGUUUUGUAGUGUCACUUGCCUCUUUGGCCCAUGGAUAUCAUUUAAAGAUUAUAUAUCAAUACGUUACACAACUCAUCAAGAUAAAUGGUGGGUAUUAUAUACUAUUCAGUAUGUAUUCUUGUCUUUCCUUUUUUUGUCUAUUUCAAAUUGUUGGGCACAAUGGGUGAUUGCAGAAACUUCUUGGAAAUGGUUAUUAGCUUAUAGAGAUGCAUUAUCUUUCAGAAUGUCUCAUUACUUUAUUUCAUAUAUAGCAUCCAGUUUAUUAUUACUAGGAGGAUUUCCAUAUGCAUUAAGUACUGUAGUGAAACCAUUAAAAAUAGAAUUACCACAUUCACUUGUGCAUGUUGUUAUUUGUUGGAAUAUACCAAUGCAUUUUUGGCUAAAAACAUAUAUAUUCCGUCCCAGCAUUAAAUAUUUGGGAAAGUUUGGAGCUGUAACAAUGACGUAUUUAACAAGUGCCCUUUUACACGGGUUAAAUUUUCAGUUAGCAGCAGUUUUACUUAGUCUUGGAUUUUAUACCUAUGUAGAAUUUCAAUUUAGAUAUAUGCUUGCUAAUAUUUUUGAUGCAUGUGUUGCAUCAAAGCAGUGCACCAAAACUAAAUGUACACAUGCAUAUAACAUUCACAAUUCAUGGUGGGUGCUUUUAAUAAACAUGAUGUUUUCUGGACUAUCAAUUUUUCAUCUAGCUUAUUUAGGUCUUAUGUUUGACACAUCUGAGUUACAAGAAACAGGAUAUAGUUACAUUCAUACUAUUGAAAAAUGGUCUCAACUUGGAUUUGCUAGCCAUUGGGUAGUAUUUGCUACAUACUGCAUAUAUUUUUUGAUCAGAUAGUACUAAUUGUAAGCAUAUAAAUAUUUAUUUUUUCAACAUAUUCCUAAUAAUGAACAUUUAAUAUUAUUUUUUGUAUCAGUAAUUCAUAUACAUCACAUAUAUAACUUAUUAUUUAACUAAAUUUGAAUAUAAAUGUUA